UGAUAAAUAAUAAACAGAGGGAGAAGAGAAAGAAAGGAUUCACAAUUCACAAAGCAAGGUUGGAGAGAAGAGACAGAAUAGAAUUAGACUGAAGAGAAACAGAGAAAGUGCAAGAAGAGAGCACUCCUCAAUUUGACAAACAAAACAGGGAAACUGAAGCAAUAAUUUAGGAAAAAAUAAUUCCAACUCUUGUUUUCCAUCUGGGAUGAGAGUAUACCACUGUCUUUUCUGAAGAUUAUAGUGUAAUUUGUUUAGAUCUUUAAGAGAUGGAGAAAGAAGAGAGGGGCCAAAAAACAUGCAAAACAAUAGAGCCGGAGCUAUUUUUACAGUGGGGGAAUAGAAAGAGGCUAAGAUGUGUGAGAGUUAAAGAUCCUCAAAAAAUCUCUCAUAAAUCAAAUGCUGUAAUUCGUAGGAGAAUCACUUCUCGGCUUUUAGACAAGGAAUCCUCCCCUUUUUCUCAGCCCAAUCAUCGUCUCACUAGGAAUUCUGAGGCAGCUAUGCUCCGGUCAGGUACAACGGAGCACCGGAAAACUUUGUCACCGGAGAAGGAGGAUAGGUUCUACACAACAAGGGGCUCAUCAGUAGGUUUGGUGGAUGAGAAUGGGAAGGUUGCAGAUUGUAAUAAUGGAGAGGAUAACAAAGGGCUAGUGUGGCCAAAGCUGUUUAUCACUUUGUCAAGCAAAGAGAAAGAGGAAGAUUUUAUGGCAAUGAAAGGGUGUAAGCCCCCUCAAAGGCCUAAAAAGAGAGCCAAGAUUAUCCAAAGGAGCUUACUUCUGGUGAGCCCUGGGGCAUGGUUGACUGAUAUGUGCCAAGAGAGGUAUGAAGUUAGGGAAAAGAAGAGCUCUAAGAAGAGACCCAGAGGAUUGAAGGCCAUGGGGAGUAUGGAAAGUGAUUCAGAUUGAGAGAUAUGUCCAUAUAUGGCAGCAGCAGAGGCUUUUUCUCUUCUGAAUUUUGGGGAAUAUUUUUGCAUUUGAUGUCAAUGGGGUUGUUGGAGUUUUGGAGAGAAAAGUAUAGAAAAGUUAAGGAGUCCCUGCAGGGUUUGUUGUAUAGAAGUUAAAAAUUUCAUUUUUAUAAAUGAGAAUAAUCAUCUUUCCUCUCAAUUCAUUCCCAUACUCCCAAAAUUUACUGCAGACAAA
Molecule: messenger RNA, 1136 nt
Organism: Theobroma umbraticum
Lineage: Eukaryota; Viridiplantae; Streptophyta; Magnoliopsida; Malvales; Malvaceae
Source: RefSeq, a predicted model, not a curated record